This is a messenger RNA of Chionomys nivalis (European snow vole), 1023 nucleotides long. RefSeq names its product class I histocompatibility antigen, Gogo-B*0101 alpha chain-like. The transcript has 5 exons. The annotation marks the transcript as partial. Gene Ontology annotation, molecular function: signaling receptor binding; peptide antigen binding. The record is from RefSeq and is a predicted model, not a curated record. Gene Ontology annotation, cellular component: external side of plasma membrane. Gene Ontology annotation, biological process: antigen processing and presentation of endogenous peptide antigen via MHC class Ib; positive regulation of T cell mediated cytotoxicity; antigen processing and presentation of endogenous peptide antigen via MHC class I via ER pathway, TAP-independent. NCBI's taxonomy places the organism in Eukaryota, Metazoa, Chordata, Mammalia, Rodentia, Cricetidae.
AUGGGGGUUGCAGAGCCGCGUCCCAUUCUCCUGCUGCUUUCAGUCCUGGCUCUAACCCAGACCGAGACCCAGGCCAGCGCGGGUUCGCACUCGCUGCGCUAUUUUGUUACCACGACGUCCGGUCCCGGGGUCCGGGAGCCCCGAGUCAUCAUCGUUGGCUACGUGGACAACAUCGAGUUCAUGAGCUUCGACAGUGACGCGGAGAGUCCGAGGACAGAGCCCCGUGGGUCAUGGGUAAAACGAAUGGGUCAGAAGUUCUGGGAAGAGGAGGUAAAAUAUGCCGAGAGUUAUGCACAGAGGGCCCGAGAAAACCUGCGAUUGGCAUUGAGCGUCUACAACCACAACAGUAACGAUUCUCACACCAUCCAGUGUUUAAUUGGCUGCGAAAUUGGACCGGACGGGCGGCUCAUCCGAGGCGAAUAUGCGCACGCUUAUGACGGCAACGAUUACCUUAGUCUGAACGAGGAUCUUCACUCCUGGACUGCUGGCGACACCUCGGCUCAGAUCGCUGCCGACAAGUGGAAAGCCGAUGGUGUAGCAGGACGCAUCAGAGCCAUUCUGGAGGGGAGGUGUGUAGAGACACUCCUCAGACAUCUGGAGAUAGGGAAGAAGACACUGCAGAGAACAGAUCCCCCGAAGGCACAUGUAACCCAUCAUCUAAGACUUGAAGGGGAUGCCACCCUGAGGUGCUGGGCCCUGGGCUUCUAUCCAGCUGAGAUCACCCUAACCUGGCAACGUGAUGGAGAGGACCAGAUCCAGGACAUGGAGCUAGUGGAGACCAGGCCUUCAGGAGAUGGAACCUUCCAGAAGUGGGCAGCGGUGGUGGUGCCUUCUGGGGACGAGGAGAGAUACACCUGCCUUGUGCAUCAUGAGGGGCUGCCGGAGCCCCUCAUCCUGAGAUGGGAGCCAUCUUCUUGGCCCAAGAUUGGAAUGACUGUUGGUGUGGUUCUCCUCGGAGUUGUGAUCGCUGGAGCUGUGGCUGCCGUUGUGACAAUGAGGAGAAGUAUGGGAAGGGAAGGGAAG